CAACUUCCUACAACCGACAACUGACGUCGAUCUAAUUGUAGACGCAUUGGAUCUGUAGAACAACUAUCACUGGUCUUAAGGCCUGAACGAGUUUGUCUCGAAUCUCCUGCUUAUAGCCAGUAAUUCAAUUCAACAUCUUCCUCACAACUUAUGCUAGGACACAACCACCGCGCAUCGUGCUCUGCUUAUCCCGAAUUGUCGCGAGAGCUGACCCUCCAGAUCUUCGAUGCCCUCUCGUCUAAACGGCAGCCUAGACCCCAACAGGGUGCUAGCACGUUCAGUUUCUAUAAUAUGAAGAAAGCAUGACUUUCUUUCCUUACGAAACCUUAGUCCUCUACCUCCGUCAUCAUGUCUUUACGUCCGGGUCGUUAUCGGUCCUCAACAUCCGCAUCGACACCGCUAGCGACGUCUAAAGCUACCGAAGUCCUCCAGUCCCUCCUCGAUGCUGUCUCCUCAACCAUCUCCACAUCUCUAAGUGAUGGGUAUCCACGAUUCGAACCAUUAAUAGGUCAGAUCCGCCGGAUCCAACAACACUUAUCUGCGACAGCCCCACCCAGCUCCGUCCAAGACGAUUUCAGACAUCUUCGCGGAUUUAAACGAUUGUUCGACGUGCUCAAGUCCUUCUCCGGUUUCUAUAAUAUCCAGAAAAGAGAAGAUGGCGAGAAGAAGAGUUUCUUCGAUCUCCUCAAUGCUAUUUUUGGUGUCUUAGCCGCAGCUUUCUGUGGUCAUCCCGGUAACCGACGCUAUUUUCGUACACGAGUCGAGGAUGGCGGAUGGGAAGCUUUGGAGCAAAUCAUAGCAAGCAUUGGCCUCGGCGGGAGUGAUUCAGAUCUCUGGACAAGCUGUCAGCUGUUCGGGAAGCUUUUUACUUUAGCCCUCAACGAUGCUGCACUCGAUCAACUAUGUUGCUCUGCGAUACUGGAUGAUAUUACCCCUUGGGUACUGGUUGGCCCGUCUGAAUCUGGGUUGGGUGAAGACGGUACAAAGAGUGAGGACCACGAAAUUGCCCGGAUAGGUGAUCAUAUGACAUCAAUUGAAGCAGCAAUAAACAAGACCAUCGGUCCAAAGUCGACUUUACAAAACGCCGAGGCUAUUCGCACGAUUGUAGAUUUUUGGGGAUCACUUCCACGAGAUAACAAAACCCCAGAAAAUACGGCGUCUUUGCUUGUGCUGAAGCUCUUAUCAUCCAUUAUAGCUGUUUCGAACAUCAAUCUGUGCUUGGUUCAUGAGACUGGUGUCUUGUCUCGGUUCUUGGAACUCGCCUUCAAGCAGGAUUCAGUUCUUAAUGAUACCGAGCGCGAUACGGUUCUAGUCAUUUGUCGAUCUCUUAUGCCAUUUGGCGUAAAUCGGCUUGCAGACGCACAAGGACUUCUACUUAACCCUUCUUUAGACUCGUCGGAUUUCUGCUUAGAAGUAACGCACAAGUACUGCAGCCCUCCAUUCAUCCAAUUCGACUUGUCUCAACAUGGUCAUUCCUCUAUUGAACUACCAAGCAUAGGACGUCCAUUUCCCCCUCAGUCGUCUGCUGGAUAUACUUUUGCUGCUUGGAUUCGAGUCGAUCGAUUCGACCCAAGAUCCCAUACUACCAUUUUUGGCGCUUUCGACUCAACUCAGACCUGUUUUGUCCUCGCCUAUCUUGAAAAAGAUACCCACAAUUUUAUUUUACAAACUUCAGUUACUUCACAGCGACCCAGUGUCAGAUUUAGAACCUUCACCUUUAAGGAAGGAAGAUGGUAUCAUGUUGUCGUAGUCCAUCGAAGACCUAAGACAAUGUCACCCAGCAAAGCUUCCUUAUAUGUGAACGGUGAAUUUGUUGAACAAAUACGAGCCUCCUACCCCGCCGCUCCCCCUCUAUCAAAUGGUAGCACAGAAAGUUUUGCAUCAUUCACCUCUUCCAGCAACAAGACGAUGCCUGUCCAGGCGUUCCUAGGCACGCCGCGGGAGCUAUCUUCUCACAUAGGGACGGGAUUAAUACAUUCUAAAUGGUCCCUUGGGACAGCCCAUCUCUUUGAUGAUGUAUUGAGUGACGAUUUUCUCUCGGUGCCUAGUCGAUUAGGAAAUCAGUAUCAAGGGAACUUUCAGGAUUGUCUCGGCGGAUUCCAAACUUACACGGCAUCUGCCGCCUUAGGUCUCCGUAACGACCUUGUCAGCACGGGAAAAGACGACUCCGAUAUCAUGAAAGUAAUUAGAGAUAAAGCAAGCCAUGUGCUACCGGAGUCCAAAAUUCUCCUUAGUGUGUUACCGUCUUCGAUCUUCCGGGAAAAGGAGUAUUUCGGGGAGUCGCAACUAUUCCGUGCCCUGUCUCGUGGGCCCGCCCAUACUCUUGUGCAGAUGGUUCUGAAAAAUGGGACGGGUAUAGCUAUUAAUGCGGCGUUACCGUCCAUUAAUGAUGCGCUACUCCGUUCUAACGGCGUGGCAGUGCUUACUGGGAAUCCUAUCGUUGCGACCCCUCAAUUCUUUGAUGAUGCUCUCUGGCAACUUGCAGGCUUCACUCCUCUUGCGUUAAAGUUGAUUGAGCGAGCUUCUUCGGCUGAGAUGUUAGUCCGCGCCGUUGAAAUGGUGUUUUUAUGCAUCAAUUCAAGUUGGCGAAAUAGCGAGGCCAUGGAGAAGGAUGGAGGCUACGCGAUUUUGGGAAUUUUAUUAAAAGCAAAGCUCGGGUUUGGCGGCCCUAUGAGUGAAGCUUUGACCGAAAAGCUGACACUUCAGAAUUCCGAAAAAGAUAAAUUAUGUCUCCAGCUUCUCAGCCUUGUGUUGGGCUUCGUUGGAUACAAACAUAAAGAUCCUCUCGAAUCGGUCAUAAUAAAUCCUUUAGCCUAUCGAAUUCUCCUUGUCGAUUUUGAUGGCUGGAGGAAAUGUGGCCCCCUCGUUCAAGAACUGUAUUACAAACAGUUCGUGAGUUUCGCAGUGAUGAGCAAAUAUCACCAAUAUAAUAAUCGCAGAUUACUUCGAAUGCGAAUUGUAAAAAGACUCCUCGAUGCCGUAAAAUCCGAGCCUCUAUUAGAAACCGUACUACCAUUUUUUAUAAGCACCAUAAAAAAUCUUGUCAAGUGUAAUUACAACACAGAAGUGCAUCAGUCACUCGCCCUAUUUAUUACUUAUGCCUUCCACCCUCCAUCGAGGUCUCUUCCACGUACUCCAAAACCACCAAAUCGGCGGGCCUCCCACAGCGUCUUAUCCCGGCCACUUGUCGACGUAAACGGAGCCAGCGGAAACGAUAUAAAAUCGCUUACGAAAAAGGAAGUCGGCAUACGUCUUUUAGAGAUGUAUAGCCAACUAUUAUGUGAAAGGGGCAAUCUAGCAAUUAUUCGGAAAUUCGCUAAGACGGUGACAAAUAAGUGGCUUCUGUAUCUUCUUACAGAAAACGACCCAGAAAUCGUAGUUUACGGUUGUAAAAUACUCGCCAGGCUUCUAGUCACUCAUGGCACAGCUUAUAUCAACAAAUUCUCGGGAAAAACCGGUGGUUUCUGUAUUAUGGCUCACCGACUUAAGAGAUGGUGGGAUAUGCCGACUUUAUGGCCUAUCUGCUUUAGUAUUCUCUUUGGGUACGACGUUGCAGAAAUAGACUUCGAGAAGAAUUUCGACUUCUUCAGUUUACUCGAGACGUUUGGGAAAUGCAAAAUCGCCAAUCCAGAUGCGCUGCCAAUCAUCAUAGCCAUGAUUCAGCAUGCCCUGAAGGAUAUCCUUAAGGCUCAAGAAGAUCCAGCUUCACCUCCGCCCGAUUUAAGUCCUGCAGAUUCUUUAGUAGCCAGUUUUGACACAUCAGUGAUAAGGCCUCGGGCACGGUCAAUGUCGCUCCGUAAAGAGCUAGAUUCGCGCCAAACGUCUCAACCACGAGUUGAACGCAAUUCUUGCAAUGCUGCAGUACUUCAGACCGUUAUCCGAUUUAUUGCGGAUCUUCAUGCUCGAUCUACCGAUUUCCGAGACUUUGCGUUGUCCUCUGACUACGUGAGGUUGCUUCUGUCUGCUCUAUACCCCGCUCUUGUAAGCGCAGAUCCAGUCAGUCCUGAGACAGAACUCAAUUCCAGAGACUCGACUCUCACUUUUGAGGGUGGCGAUGUAAUGAUUCGUCCAGUUGGCGGGACUUCGAGUGCUGCUCCGGUUAUUCGAACUUCUAGUGCAACGGACACGUCGCUACCAACCCGUGCACACCGCGGUACUCAGUUACGAAAAGCCUCGUCUUUCAUACUGCUAGUAUCUCAAAAGUCUACUCAAUCUAGCCCUGCUCGUCUCGUCCACGCUGUAUCGCCGAAGAAGACAGUCGCGGAUCAAAAUGUUGGUCACGGACUGGUGGAAGGCAUUCUUGAACUUAUUAUAAACGUCUUUAUGGAUCAACUCUUGGUCCGGAAAGAGUUUCCAGGAUUCGGGCUGUUCCUCAAGGUGCCUCCCGGAUUCCAAGAGCACCAGGCAUACUUCGAGUCAUACGUGUUGAAGAGUACUAUUGUCCACAUAUCCACAGCGAUCAAAUUGGAUUGGAAAACUCUCAACGAGCCCAAAGUGCUUACCAAUAUGGCUAGAUUCAGUCUUCAUAUGGUAGAGGCAAUCUUCGAGGGAUGGUUUAUGAAUGGUACUGAGUCGAUGCUGGAUUUUGCCGGGCUUCUACUUGAAUACCUCCAGAAACCAGAAGUUGCGAAGAUGAAGACCGUAAGGCUUUGUAGCCAGGCAGUCUCGACUAUUCGAGGCUCGUUCCUCAAACUGGUUCUCUUACGGCUUUCUGAGAUGGAUGACCCACAGACUACUGAGUUGGAAGCGAAUUUCUCCAUGGAGAAAAUUCUCUACUGGCAGAUGGUCGUAUUGGAAUCUUUGUCCCCUGAUGAUGAGUAUAUGAAACUUUUCUGGUAUCAACUUUAUACCAAGUUGAUGGAUACGAGGCGGGAUGUUCGCCUUGCUUCUGUCAAUAUCUGGCGUAUUAUGCUCGUCCAGAAACCAGAAGAAUGCUCAUCAUUGUUUCGAUUAUUUAUGACCUCAGAUCAAACUUCGCUGGCGACAGAUUUUCAAAAGCUAACUGAACUUGAUACCGACACUUUUAUUGAAUGGGUCGAUGAGCAUCGACCUGGACUAGAUGCACUAUUUUAUGGGGGAAUAUCGCGGGCCUGGGAAGAGUUUGUCGGAAUAGAAAACCAACGGACGUCGGAAACAGCUAGAUCGCGAUUGAUGAAACGAAAAGAAACCCUGAAGCGAUGGCAUCACGAGAUGGCCGAGCGAGACAAUAUACUCCUCCGCCACGACAUGGCUAAUUCCGCUUGGAUGAAGUCGAUAUAUGCUUCUGAACAUUUCAAGCAUCAACGUCUGAUGCAGGAUCAACAAGAUGACGUUAUUUAUUUUUCGUCCGCGUGUUCUAAAAUGCAACGAGAUCUUAACCGACCAGGUGCUGUAUUAUAUGAACCGACAACUAUCAAAUGGAAACUUGAUAGGACAGAAGGCCGUAACCGUAUGCGGUUGCGGCUUUUGCCGGACUUUUCUACCGACCACGACCAAUAUCAACCAAAACGUAAGACAAUAGAUCAACUACCAGCUUCUGCUCUGAAGGCGGAAUCAGAAAUCCCACCUGCUACUACUACUGCAUCAAUUAAGCCCACUCCGUCUACCAUUCCUCAGGGACAGAUAAGCAGCCAAGGCGAAGGCGUCGAGGAUGACCCUGACGCCGCUCCGGCUGACGCGCAAGACGGCACUAAAGCCGCUCAAUCGGUCGUUCCUGAAGAUGACUUCGAAAUAGUUGAUGACCCGAAUGAUCCGAAUGAAGCCGAUGAUGGAUUCGAGGAUAAGAACAGGAGGGUAAUGAGACGUCUGCAACAAGGUGAUUCCGUGCAGCAAGUUUAUAACGUCUCGCGCGUAAUCGGUCUUGAAGCAUUUGAAGGCAUCCUUCUAGUUGGGAAGAAUGCUCUUUAUAUGAUGGACAAUUUCUUUCAAUGCGCAGACGGAGAAAUUGUCAACGUCUGGGAGGCACCACCUGAGGAGCGCGAUCCUUUCUCUCAAAUUAUCACAGGAACCAAGUCCAGCGAAAAGCGUCCACCCACAAGCCGUAGCGGUCAGGAUUCUCGCAGUUGGAAGUGGCAAGAUGUUAUAAGUAUAUCGAAACGUCGGUUCUUAUUCCGAGAUGUGGCGAUUGAAAUAUUCUUCACAGAUGGCCGGAGUUACCUCUUGACUGCUAGAAAUCCAGCGAUGAGAGAUGAAGUCUUUUCGAGACUUACCAACAAAACCCCUCAUACCGCAGGAGCCAAUUCACUGCCGAAUCCGGAAGACGCAUGGCGAUUGGAGUCCAUCAAAGUGUUCGAAGAGUCGCCCCAAUCAUUCGGAUCAAAGUUCGGCAGCAUCUUCAAUUCUUCGCCUUGGAACCCUCUUAUGAGGCGAUGGCAGCGAGGCGAGAUUUCCAAUUUCCAUUACUUAAUGCUUGUCAAUACGAUGGCAGGUCGGACGUUCAAUGACCUUACUCAGUAUCCCGUGUUCCCAUGGGUCCUAGCGGAUUACACGAGUGAAGAGUUGGAUUUAGAUAAUCCCGCCACAUUCCGAGAUUUGUCGAAACCUAUGGGUGCGCAAACAACACGACGCCAAUUUGACUACCAGUCGAGAUAUACCAGCCUAGCUGAAAUUGGCGAGACUCCAUUUCACUAUGGAACACAUUAUUCAUCCGCCAUGAUCGUCGCCUCGUAUUUGAUCCGAUUACCUCCAUUUGUGCAAUCAUUUAUCCUUCUGCAGGGUGGCGCUUUCGACCAUGCAGAUCGCCUGUUCUUCUCGAUUGAGGGGUCUUGGAAAUCAGCUUCUCAAGACAACGGGUCGGAUGUGCGAGAAUUGAUUCCCGAGUUUUUCUAUCUUCCAGAUUUCUUGACGAAUGUCAAUGGAUACAAUUUCGGUGACCGCCAGGGUUCAGGAGGGCGCGUUAAUCACGUUGAAUUGCCUCCAUGGGCGAAAGGUGAUCCGAAAAUAUUCGUUGCAAAGCACCGCGAGGCGUUGGAGAGUCCAUAUGUCAGUCAAAAUCUCCAUCUGUGGAUUGACUUAAUUUUCGGCCACAAGCAACGUGGUGAAGCCGCGGUGGAGAAUUUAAAUGUAUUCCAUUAUCUUUCGUACUAUGGUGCUAAAGAUCUUGACAACAUCACGGAUUCAAAUGAAAGACACGCCACCACAAGUAUUAUCCACAACUUCGGACAAACGCCACAUCAAGUCUUUACCAAACCUCAUCCGGCUCGCGAAAGCGUCUCAUAUCCAAUAAAGAGGCUGGAUACGGCUAGCCAUUUCCUUUCGCGAAUACCUCAUCCGCUCCUCGAAAGUCGCGAACGAGUGGCUUCAUUGGUCUAUUCACCCAAACUAGAUCGCCUCUUAUGUUCAUCUCCAUUCCGCCUCAAUCUUCCCCCUUUCUUUGACAAAUCCCUUGAGUGGGGCUACGCAGAUAACAGCGUGCGUUUCUACUACACCGAAAACCGAAAGAGCGCAGGCGUCAGCGAAAACUUGCAUAUCGGCCAAAUAUCCUGCAUCGUGGUGGCUGAUUCCAAGACGCUGAUUACUGCCGGCGAGGACUGUGUUGUAUCGGUAUUUACUAUACAAACGGCUUCCGGUAAGCCCGUGGAGCUGUUGCAUCGUUCUUCGCUUUUCGGACAUAAGACACCUGUUACUACAAUUGCGGUAUCUAAGGCUUUUAGCACUCUGGUUACAAUAUCAGCGGAUGGACAUGCGUUCCUGUGGGAUUUGAAUCGUCUCGAAUUCGUACGAAAGUUGCCGGGUAACCGACCCGUUGAAUGCGCUCGCAUCAAUGAUGUAUCAGGCGAAAUCAUGCUGUGCUCUGGUCCUAAUGUUAUACUGUACACGAUUAACGGCGACCUAAUGCUGGACCAGAACGUGUGUAUCGAGCACGACGACUACGUGCAUUCGUGUUCUUUCUACGAGGGCUCGGGAAGCGAGUGGCUAGAGAAUUAUCUCGUCUUUACAGGACAUAAGAGGGGGAGAGUCAAUAUUUGGAAAAGGGUUGUUAAAGAUGGGAAGUGGGCGUUGGAGUUGGUGCGGAGGUUGGAUCAUAUUGAUACGCGCAACGACACGGGGACAAAUACUGAGGCUGCGAUUACGUGUAUCACGCCGAUGCCGCAGUUGGUGUAUACUGGGGAUGACGAUGGUCGGGUGUACGAGUGGAACUUGAUCCAAAGGGAGAGAUAGAGUCUGUCCCAGAAGACUCAAGCGUCGGCGGUUUUCUGGAAGGCGCGGUCGAAAAGCAUGGGCGCAUAGACCGGCGUUUGCUUACGAUUUUAAAGGGGGUGGCGAGCUCGUCUUAUCUGGUGUGGUGGUUGCCUUCCUACCUCUUAGCUAAGUGGUCAUGACCAGGCGAUGGAUGAUGUGGUGUGGCGCUGGUCGUGCAGAUGAUUAGAAAAAUU
Molecule: messenger RNA, 8354 nt
Organism: Hypoxylon trugodes
Lineage: Eukaryota; Fungi; Ascomycota; Sordariomycetes; Xylariales; Hypoxylaceae
Product: beach-domain-containing protein
Exons: 5
Coding region: 349-8139 (2596 amino acids)
Molecular function (GO): protein binding
Source: RefSeq, a predicted model, not a curated record